CGAAAAGUGUGCAGGGAGAGGGAUCAUUCGGUACCUCUUUUCACGUCCGCGUUUUUUGAUCCAAAGGCGCUUGUAUGAUCUAACUACAUUUCUUUUUGGAAACAAGAAUGACUCCAACGGCGCUCAUGCAGCAUGUGAUUUUAGUGACAUGUGCUUUCAUGAUCAGCCGAACUUUUCCGCAAGCGCUAGCAGAUUGGGUGGACGAAGAAAAAAAGAAACUUGCGGAUAGUUUGAAUGCAGAGAGCGAAAAUUUGCACAAGCCACUCCCACCAAAGAUGGAGGAAAACGAUUUUCUUGGGACGCAUCAUUCACAGGAUCUCGUUUCUUCAAACUCAGAAUUUGCCAAAAUUCGGCACAGCAAAGCCUUUGUAGAUAAAACACUUUUCCUCUACGAAUGGCUGAACUUCCGACCAAAACGUUGGUACGUGACCGCACCCCCUGGCUUUGGCAAGUCCGCCCUGGCAACGAUGGCCGUCCAAUUUCUGAACGCCUCUUUCGAAAUUGUAAAUGGGACGACAAAUUUCCAUGACAAAUACAUGACCGCUGCUUACAAACUCUUCCAAGGCACGAACAUUUUCGAGAUGAACGAGUUCAUUGACGAGCAAUUCCACAAGUACGCUGUCAUAUACAUCGAUCUAGCCCCUUUGAGUAACACUACGGAAGCGACCUUUACAGAGAUGGACGACUUCCAUUCGAAGGACUUCCACAGAUACUUCAAGAUGGUAAUAAAGAAGAUGAUGAACUAUUAUCCAACCCUCCUUCACCAUCCGCGCCUAUCGGAUGCCGAGAAAAGAAGUUUGAAAGGGUAUCUAGAAAACGGGAUGGACCCUGAUGUGGGCCCGCCUAAAUUUUGGAAUAGUGCAGCGUUUCUCAGGUAUCUCCUGAAAAGAUACUUAAGACUGGAUGUCAUCAUUAUCGUAGAUAAUUAUGAUGCAUUGUGCAGACCUGCAAUCUUUGGAGAUUUUCAUCGAGUGCAAAGACCCUACUUAGCGUCGUACCUCAUCAAUUUCAGUGGCAUGAUAACUUCAAAUACCCAGACAACGAUUCUGUAUCUCGGAUCGUUCAACACCAUAGAACUGAUGCUUAAACAACCGGGUCAAUUAGGGUUUCACAAGUUGGCAAAUCCGAUUACACAUACGCCGUUUUCACACGAAAAGAAACUCGCGAAGUACUUUGGAUUAUCCAAGCAGGAAGUUACUGACAUUUUAUCCAAGUACUCGAUGGAGGAUCACUUCCAAAUAGUCAAUGACCUUUUGAACGGACACGCAGUUUCAAAAUCAUCUCUGACUCUGUUCAACACUAAAUCUGUGCUUUCGUACAUCGAGAAUAGAAAUUAUUCACCCAGCGCCCUCAUAAUGCCUUUGACUGCCGAAUUCCUGAACCACUAUAGAAGAAUGUUUGAAAGCGAAUGGGUCGUUGAUGUUGUGGCCCAGUGUAUAUACACUGAUAGAGCAAAGAUCAAGAUACCACCGGUUUUGAAAAUAAGUUUUGCAAGCUUUACAAGAAUUACGCACUUGAUUAGUAAUUUGACUACAGCUCGUGGUAUAAAAAGCCUGAGUAUAGAGCAUGCCACAUCAUUCAUUAUAUUUUUAAGAUUUCUGGGUCUAAUAUCGACUCGUGACGAAACAGCUAAUGUGUACAAAUUAAGGACAUCUAGUCGUAUUGAUGCCGAGAUCAUUAAUGACUGCGUUUACCGUAGUGGUAGUAUACAAAAUUUAUUUAAAAUUAGUGCAGAGGACGACCUGGCGAUGGUUGCCGCCGUAAAAGGCCUAGCUCCAAAUAACGAUUCAGUGCAGUCCUUUGGCGAGGCUAUCUUUAGAAUCGUCAAAUUAAAAGCUCCUGAGGCCGAGCAUCAGCUGAAAUCUUUAAUUUAUGUGUAUUCAAAGAAGGUUGCGGUUGAAAAGGGUGAAGACUACUCAAUGGAGGCUGGAAUUACAGCCCCCCUGGUGAGUUAUGUCAAACCGACUGGAGAAGGAAAACUUAUUGUCAACAAAAGGAUGGAUAUAAUUUUGGUCCAAAAAAAGAAAGGAAUUGGGGUCAUUAUACAACCCAGAUUGCAUUAUAAUGCAACGUCUGUUUUAAAUUCAAUGUCUAAUUUCGAAUAUUUCAAAAUAUUUGACUCUGAUCCUCGCUUUUCAAAGCUCAAAAUCAAAGAUAGGCUUUUGAUAGCAAUUUCAGUUACACCUGAGAAAUCAGUGGAAAUUGCAGCAGAAGCCUGGGACUAUGACAGAAGAACUUUUGUAAAACAUAUAGUAUUGAACAUGUAAUGCAUGUCGAGUUGAUUAUGAUAUAGUUUUAGAGACCAUUGCCAAAACAUGAAUGUGCUCUGAUUGUUCCUUCUAUGUGAAUCUUUAAGUGUUUUCUAAUAAAAUUGUUGCAAAAAAA
Messenger RNA from Bemisia tabaci, 2385 nucleotides. RefSeq lists its product as uncharacterized. The record is from RefSeq and is a predicted model, not a curated record. Lineage: Eukaryota; Metazoa; Arthropoda; Insecta; Hemiptera; Aleyrodidae.